Actinia tenebrosa (Australian red waratah sea anemone) is the source of this 871-nucleotide messenger RNA. RefSeq names its product putative RNA-binding protein 18. The record is from RefSeq and is a predicted model, not a curated record. Lineage: Eukaryota; Metazoa; Cnidaria; Anthozoa; Actiniaria; Actiniidae. Gene Ontology annotation, molecular function: RNA binding.
AAAUCCAAAAUGGCGGACGAGGAAGGUGGCUCUAAAUUGCCAUCCAACGAUGAAGAAGAAAAAGAAGUUUCUCACAGACUUUGGAUGGGAAACAUAGACAAAAGACUCAGCGAAUAUAACCUAUUAAAGAUUGUACAACGGUUCGGCCAAGUCAAACAAUUCGAGUACCUCUUCCACACAAGUGGACCUCAUAAAGGAGAACCAAGAGGAUACUGUUUUGUUCAAUAUGAAAGCAAACAGGAAGCAACUAAAGCAAUGAAGGCUUUGAAUGGAAAAAUGGCAUUAUCCAGAGCACUUGUUGUUCGUUGGGCAAAUGAUGAUCAAAAGACAUCUCAACUUCAGGGAAAGAUAGAGGUCAAACAAAUUGAGGAAAAGGCUGGUUCAUCCCUCUCAUCUAUCAGCCAUGAUACCAAGAUACAAGCCAUUGAAGCAAAACUCAAGCUCAUGGAAAGUGCAAAUUAUUCUGACAACACAACAACACAUGGUAGCAAGCAUCCAUUACUUUUAGAAAGUGAGAGGAACAAGAACAAGCCGUACCAGUGCUCUAAAACAAAAUCAAAAACUGAGAAGUGGAAAAUUGUGAACAAACCAAGAUGACACUUGUGUAAAUGUAAGAAAUAAAAAUCAUUUUGGUAAAGAUCAGUAGAACGCAAACCAAUAUCCGUGACAUAGCACAAUACACAUCUAUUUCUUUUGUUUUUAAUUGUUUCAUUGGUGCUGUUUUGUAUUAAUUUGCCAGUGCUUUUUUUGCAUUAUUUAGCUUUCCUGCAAGGGUAUCUUUAUCUCUCCCCGGAUCCCUGUGUCAAUGGUAUGCAUCUCUUCUCAUUCUCCAUCCCUCAGUUUCUCCCCUACGGAAAGCCCAGAGAAGAAA